Molecule: messenger RNA, 324 nt
Organism: Staurois parvus
Lineage: Eukaryota; Metazoa; Chordata; Amphibia; Anura; Ranidae
Source: the annotation of a GenBank genome assembly
UUAGCGGCGGUUGGUAGGCGUUUGCCGAGCUUUAAUAACGCACCACAAACGCCUAUAAUGCAGUUUGAGUGGUGUUACCGCUCCGCAACCGCAUCGCAAACGCCGGCCAGGCAUUUGCGGAGCGGCACCAUAGACGAGAAUAGGAGGCUUCAACGCCUCCUGACUCGACCAGAGGCGUCCAUUUUGACGCAACGCAAACGCUCCCGUUAGAACAGCACCAUGUGCUGUAAUGUGCAGAAUUGGCAGAGGCGUUUGGGAAGCGGUUUUGUGCUGCCCUAGGCAGCACAAAAAUUGGCGCCCCCCCCCCCCCCCCCCCCGAAGAAA